Messenger RNA from Schizosaccharomyces octosporus yFS286, 1833 nucleotides. RefSeq names its product protein kinase inhibitor. Bases 225 to 1310 code for a protein of 361 amino acids. The record is from RefSeq and is a predicted model, not a curated record. Gene Ontology annotation, biological process: eisosome assembly; negative regulation of protein kinase activity; endocytosis. The transcript has a single exon. Lineage: Eukaryota; Fungi; Ascomycota; Schizosaccharomycetes; Schizosaccharomycetales; Schizosaccharomycetaceae. Gene Ontology annotation, cellular component: plasma membrane; eisosome filament. Gene Ontology annotation, molecular function: lipid binding.
CAAACAGCUGAGACUUUCCAACAAACGUUGAAAAUACCAAAGUCGUUUAACGAAAAAGUUAUUUUGGUAAUCCAAGUUAUACGUUCAUUUAACUUUGGAUUUCUGAACAUCUCGUACUGAUCUUUUGUCUUUUUGUUGAUUACAGGAUACUGAUUCCCUUUCUUCAUCUAAUACCAAUAAUACCCAUUAAUCGUUUGAACUAAUAUUUAUUUGGGAUAGCGAAAAUGCAGCGUUCCUAUUCUUUAAGAAAUGCGCGUGCCCCUACGGCAUCUCAGUUGGUGAACCCACCUCCUCCUGUCUCUAGUGCUCGUAGUGGCCGUUCUUUUGCUCCUUUCCGUCAUUCCAUGCGUAUUCACCAAGCCGUGAACUUUUCCCCCGACUUGGCUAAGCGUUUAGCUGUUUUGGUGAAGAUGGAGAAGAAUAUCAUGACCAGCAUGGUCCAAGUCACUCGUGGUCGUCGUGAUGCAGCUCGUCAGUUGUCUUACUGGGGUGAAGACUGUGACGACGACAUCAGUGACGUUACUGACAAGCUUGGUGUAUUGUUUUACGAGGUUGCCGAGUUGGAGAACUACUUGAUCGAUCGUCACGACCAAUACCGUGUUACCUUGAAGUCCAUUCGUAAUAUCGAGGCUUCUGUUCAACCUUCUCGUGAGAAGAAGCAAAAGCUUUUGGACCAAAUCUACAUGCUCAAGCAUAAGGACCCUGAAUCUCCCAGAUUGGUUACAAUGGAACAAGAGCUUGUUCGUGAGGAAGCUGCUUGCUUGGUAGCCGAAGCACAGCUUUCCAACACCACUCGUGAGAAGUUCAAGCAAGCCAUGGUUUACAAUUUGGAUGCUCUUCACGAGCAUGCCGAGAAGCUUGGCUUGAUUUCCACUUAUGGUCGUCACCUCUUGAACUUGAUCGAUGAUACCCCCGUUACUCCUGGUGAGGCCCGUCCUGCUUAUGAUGGUUAUGAGACUUCUCGCCAAAUUGUUAUGGAUGCUGAGCAAUCUCUUAGCAACUGGGUCCCUAGUAACCAAGCUCCAGUAAACUUUGCCAAGCCUCAGCAAGACGAAGAUCUCCAAAGUGAUACUCGUUCCUGGAAUGAAUACGAGGCUCAAGGUGAGCCCAUGCCCGUUCAACAAAUGACUCAAUUCAACACUGCUCAACUGAACGAUACUCAUUCUGAUACUAGUGAAAUGGCCGAGAACGAUCCUAACGUUCAUCCCCAUGUCCGUGAAGAACGUAUCGCUCGUAUUGACCCCGAUGCUACUGAUGGCCCCGCCACUUUGCAAUCAACUGAUCAACAACCUGCUGUGCAAGUUGCUUAAACAAGCAACAAGAAGGCUGUUUCAAAGAACAAUGAAGACCAUCAUGGUCAUGUUUUAAGUCAAGUAUGGAAUUAGUUCCUCUGCUGUUUCUAAUCCGGUGUGAAUUGCUCAAGUUUAUUCUCGUAAUGGUAGGGAGAACAAAUUCCUGAUAAUGGAUCAUUAAUUAUUACUUAAGCAUGCUUACGUUGCAUCAGAUUUUGUCGAUGGAGUAUUUUAGUUGGUUGCGCGAACAUAGUUAAUACUUAAUAAUUACUAGUGUACGUGUCAACGUUCUUUUAAAAUACAUGAUGUUAUCUUUUGAGGACGAUUUGAUUCGUUACUAGAUGGGAAACUUAUUUGAUUUUGCUCAAUCCAUCUCAACUCGUAAAACUUUUUGGCAGCAUGGAGGGCUAGCUAGCUAUUUAAUAUUUAAAUUAUUAGUUGAAAAAGAAGGAAACUUAGAAUGCAGUAAAGACAGAUUGUAGAAGUGUGAACGGAAGGAAAGGAUUUACAAUGCUAAAUGAGAACUGUAGAAGUAUUGAUG